Protobothrops mucrosquamatus (brown spotted pit viper) is the source of this 1705-nucleotide messenger RNA. It is a transcript of the gene FUCA1, whose product is annotated as alpha-L-fucosidase 1. The transcript is spliced from 8 exons. Gene Ontology annotation, biological process: fucose metabolic process; glycoside catabolic process. Gene Ontology annotation, molecular function: alpha-L-fucosidase activity. Gene Ontology annotation, cellular component: lysosome. NCBI's taxonomy places the organism in Eukaryota, Metazoa, Chordata, Lepidosauria, Squamata, Viperidae. The record is from RefSeq and is a predicted model, not a curated record. Bases 1 to 1374 code for a protein of 457 amino acids.
AUGGCUGCCGGUUGCCUUUGGCUGCUGCUGUUUUUCUCCGCCUUGUGCCGCGGGUCUUUCCCGCCGAGCCCGGCGGGGCCGCGCUACUCCCCUGACUGGGGCAGCCUGGACGCGCGGCCCCUGCCGGGCUGGUUCGACGCGGCCAAGGUGGGGAUCUUCGUGCACUGGGGGGUCUUCUCGGUGCCCGCCUGGGGCUCGGAGUGGUUCUGGUGGCACUGGAAGGGCGAGCUCCGUCCCGACUACGAGCGCUUCGUCCGCCGGCGCUUCCCGCCGGACACCUCCUACGCCGACUUCGCCCCGCUCUUCUCCGCCGCCGACUUCCAGCCGGAGGAGUGGGCGCAGCUCUUCCAGGACGCCGGUGCCAGAUAUGUGGUGUUUACCUCUAAGCAUCAUGAAGGCUUCACCAACUGGGGGUCGGAGGCAUCCUGGAACUGGAAUUCAGUGGAUACUGGCCCCCACCGUGACUUGGUUGGUGAACUGGGAGAGGCUGUCCGAAAAAGAAACAUAUCCUAUGGCCUAUAUCAUUCCCUUUUUGAAUGGUUUCAUCCGUUGUAUUUACUGGACAAAAAUAAUAGCUUCAAGACCCAGUUUUUUGUCUCUAAGAAGACUCUUCCAGAACUCUACGAACUUGUUCUAAGAUACAAGCCGGAUCUUAUUUGGUCAGAUGGCGACUGGGAAGCUCCGGAUACUUAUUGGAAUUCAACUUCCUUCCUUGCCUGGCUAUACAACGAUAGCCCAGUUAAGGAUAAUGUGGUGGUGAACGAUCGAUGGGGCACCAAUUGUUCCUGCAAACAUGGCGGAUUCUACAACUGUCAGGAUAAAUAUGAGCCCGGCGUUCUGCCAGGCCACAAGUGGGAGAUGUGCAACUCUAUUGACGAAAGGUCAUGGGGGUAUCGCAGCGACAUGCAAAUUUCUGAAGUCAUAAAUGAGUCCACCAUUAUUUUGCAACUGGUGCGCACUGUCAGUUACGGAGGAAAUUACCUUCUGAAUGUGGGGCCAACCAAAGAAGGAUUGAUUGCUCCGAUUUUUCAAGAGAGGCUCCUGGCUCUCGGGAAUUGGCUGAAGGUCAACGGAGAGGCCAUAUAUGAAUCCAAGCCGUGGCGGACGCAGAAGGAGAAUCGCAGCGAGGAAACCUGGUACACCUCAAAGGGACCCGCAGUCUACGCCAUUUUCUUGAUGUGGCCAAAAGACAACGUCUUGACUCUUUCAUCACCUGUUGUUUCUGCAAGUACUCAAAUCACUAUGUUGGGAUUCUCCAAGCCUUUGAAGUGGCAGUCAUCACAACAAGAAUUGCAGGUCUUCUUGCCCUCAGAAAAUCGUUGGCUUCUCCCAUUUGAGCACGGCUGGGCUGUGAAACUACUUGGAGUAUUGUGAUGGGAAAUUUAGAAACAAAUCGCAGAAUGAUUGUCUGUCCUUUUUACCUCAUGCUUAAACCUGGUUGAUCAAGGGCCUGAGCAAAUCUGGAAGAAGUUGCAGCUAAAGAAUGCUUUAGCAUUUCCAGGCUGGCCAUCCUUGCGCUUACCUUUUUCAAAGGGAUGGUUGUAAAUUAGAUAUGCAACUUGAGUUAACCUCGAUAUAAUAGACAAAUCCAAAAUUGUGCUGUAAUACACUAAAACGUUGCUUUGAUGGAAAUUAAAAUGUCUCAGGGAAAUUAUAUUUUCUGGCACAAAACUGGCUGCGGAAGAGGCCUCAGUUGCCAUUUUUU